GAUUAUUUUUUUUUAAGCCAGUGUAUUAAAGCCAGUUUAUAGCUAUUUGUUUCUCAGUGGUUUUAGCCCUAAAGGAAAGGAGAGAAACUUGCGCUUGGAGGUGGUUCAGAGCCCUAGACACUCUUCUUGAACCUGAGAAUGACGGCCACUUAGUCACUAAAUUAUGGUCCUAAAUUUGGCAAACCUUUCAAGGCAUAGAUGUGUGAGCCCCACUGAGUGUAUGGAUGUCUGUGAUUUCCUUGUCAUCUUUCCCUUCAUUACUUUUAGGAAAAGAUACGUCAGAAUAUCUAACUCUCUGCUCCCGUGCUGUCAGUUUACCAAAGACUGAAAAGAGAAGAGAAAAAAAAAUUUUUUUUUAAUCUGAGGAGGUUAAUGGUUCACAAGUUGGCCUGUUCUUUUUGGUCACAGCCAUUUGAUGGCUUACAUCGGGCAUGUUACACAUUGGUUGCUAAGGAAUUGGAAUUUUCUUUCAAUUCAGGACCCCUUUGUGACGGUGCCUGCAGCAGAUGAAAAAUCAGAUUGUCAGCAAAAGUACAAAGAUGGUAUCACAGUCACAGAACCUCUAGUUUGCUCAACGGUGUAGCCCAGUCCCGUCAUCUACCAGGAGGUUUUGUCUCUGUGCAGGGCAGUGGCUGCGUGUGGAGGGAUCUUCUGGUAUACUGGAAGGAAUUGGGAAAGCUCUUUGCUCUGCUAAUUUCGUGGUGUAAAUGAGUUCCCCUUCUCCUGAAACAUUAGCCUUGUGUUAGCAAAACAUAAAAUAGAAGGGAACUCAUUACACACUGUUCUAAUUGUAAGGCAGAACUAAUAAGAGAAUGUGUUUAAAAUUAAUUGUAGGACUGUAAAAAUGAGUGGGUGUGUGAAUGGGCAUGGGGGGAGGAGAGGGAGAGCUUCGAGAUGGUCUUGUUUUCCCAGGAGCCAGCCUGGAUCAUUUGUUGGCAGUACAUAUUGGCUGAAGUCAGUUUUCAUUUCAAGAUGUUUUCUUCCAAUGGGCUUUGGGUGUAGGAUGUUGGAAAACCAAGAGCUGGAGGAGGUGAUUACUGUGCGUGUUCAGGACCCCCGCGUGCAGAAUGAGGGCUCCUGGAAUUCUUAUGUGGAUUAUAAGAUCUUUCUCCACACCAACAGCAAGGCCUUCACUGCCAAAACGUCCUGUGUGCGUCGCCGCUACCGUGAGUUCGUGUGGCUGAGAAAGCAGCUCCAGAGAAAUGCUGGUUUGGUGCCUGUACCUGAACUUCCUGGGAAGUCAACCUUCUUUGGCAGCUCUGAUGAGUUCAUUGAGAAGCGGCGACAAGGUCUGCAGCACUUUCUGGAAAAGGUCCUGCAGAGUGUGGUCCUUCUCUCAGACAGCCAGUUACACCUCUUCCUACAAAGCCAGCUCUCGGUGCCCGAGAUAGAAGCCUGCGUCCAGGGCCGAAGCCCCAUGACCGUGUCUGACGCCAUUCUCCACUACGCUAUGUCCAACUGUGGCUGGGUCCAGGAAGAGAGGCAGGGCUCCUCUCACCUGGCUAAAGGAGACCAGCCAAAGAGUUGCUGCUUUCUUCCAAGAUCCGGCAGGAGGAGCUCUCCCUCACCACCUCCCAGGGAGGAAAAGGACCAUUUCGAGGUGUGGGCUCCCGUUGUUGACUCUGAAGCUCCUUCCUUGGAAAGCCCCCCUCUCCUUCCCUCCCCCUCGCCAUCAUGCUGUGAUUUUGCAAGACCUGUCGAGGACGCCUCUGCUCCUCAGCCUGUGAGGAGGGCCGUGGGAGGGGACUGUGCCGUGCCUUUGGACCCUGGGCAGUUAGAAACGGUUUUAGGAAAAUGAGCUCUGGUCCGAGCGCUGGGUUCUGCCCGGAGGCGGCAGAGAAGAUGCCGGCAAGGAGGCUUGCUGGGGUGGGAAAGGGGCACAGGGUAGGUGUUGGGGAGUCUGGGCCACUUACUGUCUUAUGGUCACCUCUGCUCAGGUUGGUGGCAUAGAGGUCGGUCACCACAACUCCUCAAGCUUCCUCCGUGGGAUUAAACACUGGACGGUUUUAAGUUAGGCAUAAGGCCCACCAUGGGCUGUUGGUUUUACACAGAAAUACGUGGUGUGUUUACUCUCCUGGGAGCUGAAUUGCUUUAGAUGUUUGUUAAUGGGCGCGGGAGCAUUGCCUCAGGUUGACUGGUUUGGGGGGACCUGGAAGUGACCGCUUUUAAGCUGUCCUGUUGAAUACUGACCGGAUGGAAAUGGUUGUGUAAUCGUAUUCCCACUGGCGGGCUUCUUGCUGCGGCCCUUAGAGCACUUUGUUUCCGGGAGGCUGGCCUCUUGCCUCCCUCCUUUCGUGGCCAGGGUGGUGAGUGUUUGUUCUCCCACCUCCUUGCUUCUCCUUCUUGAACACCACUGAACCCACCGGUGCUGUGACUCCCGUGGCUGGGGGUUCCCGCCUCUCCCCAGCCCUCAGUCUGGCUGUGAGGGGCCCUAGACCCAUGACCUCACUCACGGCCGGCCCUGGAAGAGACCCCAGGAAGCCAGAGGAAAGGCAACAGUUUCAGGGGCUUUGUUUUAGAAAAGGCUGUCUCGGGCUGUCACCUUCUCCUCUGGCUGUAAAGCCCAGAUGUGACAAUCUUUUCUGCAGGGCUGGCAUGGGCUCCUUUCUUUUUUGAAUCCUUCUCUUCUCCCUUAGUAACAGCCCCCUGCCCCCAGGGCUUCAGCUCCCACAGUGUCCCUCUGCUGUGUGGCAGGGAGGCCGUCUGUUCAGUCCAAUGGGGCGCAAGGGCUUUGUUUGUGCCUGGAGAGAGGGCUCUGGGGAUGGAGAUGAGGAACGACGCGCCUUCAGACAAUGAGGCAUUCUGCCCUCCCGCUGCCAUAAUUCCUCUCCACGCAGAGCCCGAGCGGGUAGGAGAGGAGCGCCGGCGGCGCCCUGCCUGCUCAGCGCUCCCCUCUCGCGAACCCCCCCCUCCGGCCG
Messenger RNA from Enhydra lutris kenyoni (northern sea otter), 2918 nucleotides. RefSeq names its product sorting nexin 11. The transcript is spliced from 7 exons. The record is from RefSeq and is a predicted model, not a curated record. Lineage: Eukaryota; Metazoa; Chordata; Mammalia; Carnivora; Mustelidae. Bases 845 to 1798 code for a protein of 317 amino acids. Gene Ontology annotation, biological process: intracellular protein transport. Gene Ontology annotation, molecular function: phosphatidylinositol binding.